AUGCAUCGAUUAAGCCUGCAAUCCCGGAGCCGGCACCAGAGCGGCGUGGCCCACUCGGCCUCGCCGCGUCCGGCCCGCGCACUGCUACCUCCGACGCUGCGUGCAUUAAAUGCCACUAUCCAGAGGCGAUGGAUUCCUGUCGGAGGACGUGGGGACCGCGUGCCUGACGAAGUGGGAGCGCCGGAACAAGUCCCGACACGCGAGGGGCGAGCGGGAACGGGGAGGUCAGAGGACUCCCUGGAGCAGUUGGGGCUUCGCUUCGCGGCGGGCUGCCGGACCGCAGCUGCAGCUCGUGGGGACCCGGCCGUGGCCGCUCGCGUGUACUACGCACGCGCGCCCCACGCGCCUCGAGUCUCCUCCGCGCCCGCCCAGGCAGGCCACAGCUGCCCGCCCGUAACACGCACGCGCGCCCCACGCGGCUCGGAGCCCUCGCGCCCCCCCCCUCCCUCGCCUGACCCGGACGUCUCCCGCGCGCUCCUUCCCCUCAGGUUUAACCGCGCCGAAGAUAUUAGAUGUACCCGCUGUCCGCUCCGCGCGGGCCGUCGUGCAAUGCUAUACGCGCUCCGCGCGCGCCGCGCGCCCCUCCUCCUCACGUCCGUCCUCUCUGAAACCUUGGCAGCGGAGGGGGAUCACAUUUCCUUUGUCAUCGGGCCAUUUCGCCCUCGUCUUGGUUCCCCUUCUGAUCCCGAGCCGCGGGGACGAAGCCUUCCCGGCACGCUGGAAUCAGUGGAACCGGCAGCUGCCCCGCGCGGCGAGCUCGGGAGCCGCGUGGCUAACGCCGCUGGCUGGCGCCCGCGUCAUCUUCUGCCGAGUAGCCGAGCAGGACUCUGUUGGACCCGGCCGCGUUGCGCCUACCGGGCUUUGCUCUCGCGGUGCCCCGGCCUCCUGGGGCUUUGCACAACUCCCCCAGUUCGGGCUGUGUCGUGCGCGCGCGCGAGCGCGUACUCCCUCUUUCUCUGCUUUGCCGCCUCUUCUUCGUCCUUCUCCUCCUUCCCCUCCUCCUCCUCCCCCUCCUCUCAGUACGCUGGUUAUUGA
This is a messenger RNA of Choloepus didactylus (southern two-toed sloth), 1035 nucleotides long. RefSeq lists its product as uncharacterized. Lineage: Eukaryota; Metazoa; Chordata; Mammalia; Pilosa; Megalonychidae. The record is from RefSeq and is a predicted model, not a curated record.